Messenger RNA from Theobroma cacao (cacao), 566 nucleotides. Lineage: Eukaryota; Viridiplantae; Streptophyta; Magnoliopsida; Malvales; Malvaceae. The record is from RefSeq and is a predicted model, not a curated record.
AGAGAUUUAAUGGUUCUCUUUCCUUGUUCAACAGAUAUCUGCAAAUCAGUAGACGUGGUCCUGGCAUCCAAUCAGUCCAAAGUCCCGAAUUCAUCAUCAGAUAUCUCAAAAAAUGAGCUCUUAUGUGCUAUAGACUCAAGACUGGCAGCAUUAAGAAGUGAGUUAGUUGCAGCUUUUAACCAGGCAGUUGGAGAAACCUGCUCCUAUGAAGAAAUCACUCAUCUAGCAAAAUUUUGUGAAAAUUUUGGAGCAAAUGAUUUAAAGAAUUUUUUGUGCAUGUUCCUAGAGCUGAGCCCAAAGAGCCAAGCUGCUAAUGCCCCAGAUGAUGAAAAGUCUUCAUUUAGUCAUGCUUCAGUGAAUGACAGCAUAAUUAAGACUGAUGGAAAUAAUCAAAUAUCAAAGCCAGUAUGUUCAGAAACACCAGUUAAAUAUGGUGUUUCACCAGCAAAAGUUGCCCAGGUUGAACGUCAGAGUGCAACAGAAAGUGAGGAAUCUUCUGACUCAAGUGAUGAGAAUCAAAAGUCUGCAGAAAGAAGUCGAGUCUUAUAAGAUCUGCAUCCCCUUGA